Ceratina calcarata is the source of this 841-nucleotide messenger RNA. Its product is annotated as chymotrypsin-1. Gene Ontology annotation, biological process: proteolysis. The transcript has 5 exons. NCBI's taxonomy places the organism in Eukaryota, Metazoa, Arthropoda, Insecta, Hymenoptera, Apidae. Gene Ontology annotation, molecular function: serine-type endopeptidase activity. The coding region runs from base 1 to 792 and encodes 263 amino acids. The record is from RefSeq and is a predicted model, not a curated record.
AUGAACGCUCUCAGUGCAACACUUGUGCUCUGCCUUGCGGUCGCCGCUUACGGCUUCCCCGGAGAUGUGGACACCCAGAUUGUCGGUGGCAAGGAUGCCGCAGUUGGUCAAUUCCCUUAUCAAGUGUCUCUGAGGCAAAAUGGACGUCACUUCUGUGGUGGAUCUAUCAUUAACAACCGUUACAUCCUCACUGCAGCUCAUUGUGUCGAAGGAAGCAGCCCCAGCAAAAUUACCGUACACGCUGGAACCACCAAAGUGGACCAGCCCGGAGAUUCCUACGCAGCAGAGAAGAUCGUUGCUCACCGCGACUAUAGCUCGAUCAGUCUCGUCAAUGACGUGGCUUUGAUUCGCGUAAAUAAAAACAUCGCGUUCACCAAUUUGGUUAAACCAAUCGAAUUGGCUUCGGGCAGCAAAACCUACGAAGGAUCUGCAUGCAUUCUGUCUGGUUGGGGUACCACCAGAGUCAACGGAAACGUACCAACCAAUCUACAAUGGAUUAACUUGGUUAUCGAAACCAAUGCUAAGUGCAAAAAGUCCCAUUGGAGAGUGCAAGCCUCCCACAUUUGCUCGUUCACGAAAACCGGUGAAGGUGCAUGCCACGGUGACUCUGGCGGUCCCCUCGUUGUUGAUGGAACUCAAGUCGGUAUCGUCUCCUUCGGACAACCCUGUGCUGUCGGCAAACCUGACGUGUACACCAGAGUAUCAUCUUUCAAUGACUGGAUCAAGAAUCAACAAAACUACAUGAACCAGGAUCUCCAAGAACCACCAGCGGACGGUGUCUACAUUCUUUAAAUCGACCGGUAAAAUAUUUCUCUACCAACUACCAACUUUCUGUAUUAAU